Gryllus bimaculatus (two-spotted cricket) is the source of this 2951-nucleotide messenger RNA. NCBI's taxonomy places the organism in Eukaryota, Metazoa, Arthropoda, Insecta, Orthoptera, Gryllidae. The record is from the annotation of a GenBank genome assembly.
AUGCGGGUGGGCGCGCUGCUGUUGGUCGCGCUGGCGGUGUGCGGCGGCGGGGCGCGAGCGGCGCUGCGGGAGGCUUUUGCGUGGCGGCAGCUGGACUUCGCGUGGCCGUCGCCCGCCGCCAAGGAGCACGCGCUGGCCACGGGUGCCUUCCGCCCCGAAGCCUCCGUGCCCGUGGGGCUGGAGGUGUGGGGCCAGCGCGUCUUCGUCACGGUGCCCCGAUGGGCCACCGGCGUGCCCGCCUCGCUCACCGUCUUCCCCGUCAACGAUCAUGAAGGCAGAGAGCUGAUCGCGGGCAAUCAGCAGAGCCGGCGCGGGGCGGGGCGUGAGGCGCGGGGCGGGGCGGGGAGGCGCGGGGCAAGGUCGGGCAGUGAAAGUGACACGCGAGAAAGCCGCAGCUCCGCGCAGCGCUGCGCUGCCCAGUUACCGCACUGCCCCACUUGGACCGCCCACGCCGCCCCCGCGUCGCGAUACAAUUCCCCUCAGACAUCGAGAGCGACAAAUCGAUGGGGACGUACCGACAGUGACAUCGAUUGUGUUCUGCCGUCGCGCGUCGUGUCGCCCUUCCGCCUGCGCGCCGACAGCUGCGGCCGCCUCUGGGUGCUGGACACGGGCCGCGCCGACGUGCUGGGCGACGCGCAGCAGCUCGCGCCCGCCGCGCUGCUCGUCUUCGACCUGCGCACCGACCAGCUGCUGCGCAGGUACGAGGUGCCGCGCGACCAGCUGAUGGACUCGAGCUUCCUGGUGAACCUGGCGGUGGACGUGUCGCCCACCGGCUGCGAAGACACGUACGCCUACCUGGCCGACAUGGGGUCGUACGCGCUCAUCGUGUACUCGUGGGCCGGCAACGAGUCGUGGCGCGUCACCCACAACUACUUCCUGUCGCACCCGCUGCAGGGCGAGUUCCGCGUGGCCGGCACGCGCUUCCAGUGGCCCGACGGCAUCUUCGGCCUGGCGCUGUCCAAGGCCAACCGAUACAACCACCGCACGCUCUACUUCCACGCCUUCGCCUCCACCUCGGAGUUCCAGGUGUCCACGGAGAUCCUGCAGAACAAGACGCGUGCCUUGAACAGCUUCCACGAGUUCCACCUGGUGGGCGACCGAGGCCCCAACACGCAGUCCUGCGCCUCCUUCAUGGACGAGGAGUCCGGCAUAGCCUUCUACACGCAGGUGAACCUGGACGCCAUCACAUGCUGGAACUCGCGCACGCGCCCGCACUACGAACCCACGACCAUCGGGCUGGUGGCGCAGGACAACCGCACGCUCGUCUUCCCCAACGACGUGAAGGUGGACGCGGGCGGCAACGUGUGGGUGCUCACCGACCGCCUGGCGCUCUUCCUCUACAGCUCGCUCGACCCCAAAGACGUCAACUUCCGCAUCCUGACGGCGACCGUGCAGGAGGCCGUGAACGGCACCAUCUGCGACCCGGCGUACUCGGGCCCGGAGCCCAAGCUGGAAAACCACCCGCUGGAGUCGCGCUUCGGCGGCGGCAGCCUGUGCGACCGCUCCGCCGCGACCACCCCCGCCGCCGUCGCCGCCGCCCUCGCGCCGCUGCUCGCCCUCGCGCUGUGGGGCCGCCGCGACGCCUGCUAGCCCCCCGGCGCCCCGCGAUGGCCGCUAGGUGUGCGGAAGCAAAGAACAUUUUUCGCUAGAGUUAAGUAGUCUUUCAUCGUCGUUCAAGAGCUCUGUGUUUAAGGAGGAUGUUGUGAGUGUUGGAGGAUUCUGCGGUUCAUCAAAUUCACAAAAAAAUGAAUGCUGAAAAAUGAAUGUAAAUUGCUAAUCGUGUUAUGAGAGUAUUCAUAACGUAAGGAAGUUUUCCAACACUUUAAAAUACUAUAUUAAUAAAUGUUAGAAAUACAUGAAUAGAAAUAAUACAAUAAUUUAUUUUUGUUGUUGAAGGUGGGUAACAUUUCACAAGUUAAAUUUCUAAAUAGUGUUAGUACUCGAACAUGGUUUGAAAAUUAUAGAAAAUACUGUGAUUAAAUUUAGGCACGUUCAACACUUAAUGAAGGUGCAAAUGUGAAUUUUAAAGGACGACUUUAUCAUUUUGAGGAUAUGUACUGAUUUUGCAACAUUUUUUUUGAAUAUGUGAUUUUAUGUGAAAAAUAUUUGUACUGAAUCGUCUAAUGGCAAAACCGGUUCUUUAAAAAAUAUGAAAAUGGAUAUUUUAAAUGUGUUCUGUUUUUCAUUCUUUUUUAUAUAUGUUUGUAAUGCGCGAAGGAAUACAAUGGCCCCAAUUAUGCCUUGAGAAAACAAGAUUCAGUUGUAAAUGCAGCUAUCUGUAUGUUUGUAUGUCAAAAUACCGGCCAUCUACUUUCUCAGUAGAAAACAAUGCAGUAUUACUUAUGGAGGUAUUAGUUACUUAUUAUUAAAUAUGUAACAUAUUAAUAUAUAAUUAUUACUGGUUUUGCUUUAAUACUGAAAUAAAACGUCUUUUAAAUAUUUUCAAUUCAAUGCCAAUGUGGCAGUUUACAAAAUUAAAAUUGAUGUAUUUCAAUAAUACAUUACCAAAACUUUACUCUGACUUCAAUUAUAAUAAUAUAGUGUUUAAAAAUACUACUUGGAAUAAAUUAAUAUCAUAAUGAAGCAAUUCGUUUAGAUAUAAUACAUGUAUGUAUUUUUUGACAAUUUUGACUGUUUUGGAAGCGUGGGAUUUGCAACUAGACGACUCAAUUUACCCCUAUUUUACAUUUAAUUUUUCUUUGUAUUUUGAUAGAAGUACUCGAAUACAAAAUCAUAUUUGUGUAUUGUAGAAGUAGAUAAAUUGGAGAAGACUGAUUAAGAAUAAUUUAUUAUUUCAGAUCAUCUAUCUCAAUGGUAAAUCUGUGUUUAUGAUGGUUGAUCUUUUGAUAAACUCUGUUCUAAAUUGAUAUUGAAAUUAAUAAAAAAGUACUAAAGCUACAUUCGGUUUGUUUUUAAUUUUAUAUUUUUUGUGGUGCGCGUUAGAUUAUAGG